Messenger RNA from Tetrapisispora phaffii CBS 4417, 4878 nucleotides. It is a transcript of the gene CMR2, whose product is annotated as Cmr2p. The coding region runs from base 1 to 4878 and encodes 1625 amino acids. Gene Ontology annotation, cellular component: cytosol. The record is from RefSeq and is a predicted model, not a curated record. NCBI's taxonomy places the organism in Eukaryota, Fungi, Ascomycota, Saccharomycetes, Saccharomycetales, Saccharomycetaceae. The transcript has a single exon.
AUGGAUUUCUCAAUACCACCGGAGUUGCCGCUAGUGUUACAGAAUCAAUUGAAUGAGUUAAUAAAGGAUUAUAAAGAAGAGAAUUUAACGUCGAAAGGUUACGAGACAAAGAGAAAACAACUUCUGGACAAAUAUAGGAACAAUGAGCAGAAACUGCUUUUAUCUAAACAUUCAAAUUUAUCUUUGAACAUAAAUCGAAGAGAACCUGAUUUGUAUGGUUCAUUAAGGAUAUCUAAUUCAUCAACCUCUAGUGCUGACGCUAGUAAUUUACAAGACUCACUUAAAUAUAAUAGAUCAAGUAUAGAUUCUACAAGGGAAGAUUACAAGGUGGGUUCAGUACGGCAAAAUCAGAUUUAUAGAGUGACGACUACAAAUUCAAAUUCUACUUUAUUUUCUCCAAGAAAACAUAAGCAAUCGUCCUCUCUACAGUUAUCUUUGAAUUCGUAUGAAUCUGGAUUGGAGUCAUAUACACCUAUGACACCUUUACUGCCGAGAUUAGAAUCAUUACUUGAAUCAACAUUCUUGCCAUUAAUCCUAAGAGGAAGGUAUAAUCAUUACGAAAAGGAGACAGCUAUUAUAUCUAUAAAUGAAAAAAAUAAAGAAUCGAGCAUAACUUGGGGAAAAUUAUAUUUGAGAGCUGAAAAAGUUGCACAUGAGUUAAAGAAAAGUCAGUUGAAGAAAAUGGAUAAAGUUCUACUAUGGUACAAUAAAGAUGAAGUGAUAGAUUUUACAGUAGCCUUACUAGGUUGCUUCAUUGCAGAUAUGAUUGCAGUACCUGUUUCAUUUCAAACUUACUCAUUAGUGGAAAUUAUACAAAUUAUCAAAUUAACAAAUUCUCAAUUCUCAUUAAUAUCUAGCGAAUGUCACAAACAAUUGGACAAUUUACAAACAACAAACAACAAUACAAAGAUAAAGUUAAUUAAAAGCGGGUUCAUUUCACAAGUGACAUUUUUGAAAACAACUGAUCUAGGCACAUACAAUAAGGCCAAAAAAAUGACACCCACUUAUGAUGUUUCUCAAAUCUCUUACAUUGAAUUUACUAGAACACCAUUAGGAAGAUUAUCAGGGAUAGUGAUGAAACCAAGAGUAAUUAAUGACCAAUUAACUAUGCUAUCUAAAAUCAUAGACUCCAGAGCAAUGCCCCAUUGGAAAAAGGGCGAAAUUAAUAGAUCAUACAAAACUCGAACUGCAGAGAAGGGAUUUACUAUACUAAAUACUUUAGAUCCGACCCGUUCAACGGGGUUGAUAUGUGGUGUGUUAUUUAAUAUAUUUUCUGGUAACUUAUUGAUUUCUAUUGAUAACAGUCUUACAACAAAACCAGGUAGUUAUGAGGAACUUAUUUAUAGGUUUAGUGCCGAUAUAUUGUUAAAUGAGCAACUUCAAUUGAAGCAAGUUGUUAUAGGUUAUCUUGAAGACCCCAAAGUUAUUAAUUCUAGGAAACAAAAAAUUAACUUGAGUUGCAUUAAGUGUUGUUUAACUUGUUGUACAACAAUAGACACUGAAGUAUCAGAUAUGGUUGUACAUAAAUGGUUGAAAAACUUGGGAUGUUACGAUGCGAACAUAUGUUAUUCUCCAAUGCUUACGCUACCAGACAUCGGUGGUAUAUUCAUCUCUUUGAAAGAUCAAUUAGGCAUGUUGGACAAUUUCCCGAUUCACAACACAAAAUUAAGAUUACAAGAUGAUGUAUUUAUUAAUAAAGAAAAACUUAAGGGCAAUAUUGUUGAGUCAAGUAUAACAGCAAUGAUAAAUUCAUCUAGUUCGUUUACCGAGUAUUUAAGACUCACAACAUUUGGAUUUCCAAUACCGAAUGCGACUGUAUGUGUUGUAAAUUUAGAUGACUGUACAUUAGUUCCUGAUCUGACUGUUGGUGAAAUAUGGAUUUCAUCGAAAUCUCUAACAGAUGAAUUUUAUCAAAUGGAUAGAGUUAAUGAAUUCGUAUUCCAUGCUAGAAUAAACUUUCAAAAAAUGUUCUCCUUUGUGAAAGGUAAUACUCUAGAGGCGGCUCAAUCGAAGGAAAAAAUCAAUACCAUAAUGAGUAUAGUCCCACCGUCGACACAGUUUUUAAGAACUAAAUUAAUGGGCUUUGUUCAUAAUGGUAAAAUAUAUGUAUUGUCGAUGAUAGAAGACAUGUUCCUACAGAAUAUGCUAGUACAAUUACCAAAUUGGUCACAUACAUCUGACAUUACCAGAGCUAAGAAGCCUAUUCCUUCACCAAAUAAAUCGGUCAAUAAUUUUGUUGAGAAAAAUGAUAAUGAAUUGACGCUAGAGAAAGGACCUAAAAGAAUAGUCCAGACAUAUUAUCUUCAACAAAUUACAGAAUCAAUCGUGCGUACCGUAAGUACUGUGAGUGAUGUUGCAGCAUUUGAACUAAAUCAUAAUAGUGAUGAACAUUUUUUAGUAAUUAUCGUAGAGAGUUCUUUAUCCAGAUCUACAUUAUUUCAAGAAGAUAAUCUUUUGGUACAAUCUAAAGAGAAGUUGAAAAAAAGAGAACAGAAAAUGAAUGAGCUCACUGAGCAAAUUUACAGAAUUUUGUGGAUAUUUCAUAAAAUUCAACCUUUAUGUGUUCUAGUGGUUUCUCCAAAUACAUUACCAAGAAGAUAUUGUUCCUUAGAACUAGCAAAUAGUACCAUUGAAAGUAAAUUCCAAAGUGGUGAACUUGUUGCUAAUUUUGUUAAAUUUCAAUUUGAUAACGUUAUUUUAGAUUUCAUCCCUCAUUCUUUAUAUUAUAAUGAGAGUAUAUUUUCAGAACAUUUGUCGAACUUAAGACACCUGGCCUUAGAACAGGAAAGGGGCUCUGAUGGUGAAAACCAAAGAAUGAUCUUACAAACAUCAGGCGUAGAUUAUCGAGACAUUGUUUAUGAUCAUCGGACAAAUAAGAACUUAGGAAUUUUUAAAAAUCUUUUGGAUAUUUUAGAAUGGAGAAUUGAAGCCUUUCCAAACGAGUCAGCCUUUAACGAUGGCACUUUUAAAGGAUCUUCUAAGGAGAACGAAAACAAUAUACAUAAAAAUAUUUCUUGGGGGACAUUUCAUAAUAUUAUAGCUUCAUAUCUGAGAAAAAUAUUAACAUCAAAAAUGCCCUUGAAUAAGGGUGAUAGAGUUGUGGUUAUGUGCGAAAAUUCCAUCGAGUACACUGCAAUAAUCAUUGCUUGCUUUUACUGUAAUUUGGUCGUGCUACCUAUUGAUAUAAUAAAUGAAGAUACAGCUGCUGAAGAUAUAUCGUAUUUAACUAAUAUUAUUUCAUCAUUUUCGGUAAAGAGGUUGUUUGUGGAUGGCAAUACAAAUUUUCUGUUGGAGAGUAACACAACAAUCUCUCGAUUAUGGAAGAAAGAAAAAGCCGUAAUACCAAAGGUAACCAAUAUCUCAAAGGUUAAAAUAAAGACUGACGUCUCAAUAAAAAUGUUUAAAACGUACGCUAUACAGAAGCGACAAAAGUUGAACUCAAAUACAUCUACAUGCUUGAUCUGGGUUAACAGAGACAAUUCUCCAAUUAAAAAUACUCACCCUACUAUGACAGCUUCGUCGCUUCUCAACUCAUGUAAAAUUUUAAAGGAAACAUUAGAAAUAACAAAUGAUGACACAUUAUUUUCUUUAUGUAACUAUACUCAUGGGUUGGGUUUUAUUAUUGGCAACUUGCUAGGUAUUUAUGCUGGUUGUUAUACAAACUAUUUUACAAUGGACGAUAUCUUUGUAAAUCCAAAUAAUUUAUUAUUUGGAUUGCAAAAUAUGAAUGUUAAAAACUUAUUUUUAACACCAUCACUUUUUUAUGCAAUGAUAUCAAAGGCUUCUAAUGUUAUAGACUCAGAAAAAACUUUAAAAGUCAACGUUCCAUCGAAGAAAAAUCCAGCCACAGCAACAAUUAAGCCUGAUUUUCUAAGAAAUGUUAAAAAUAUUAUGAUACCGUUUACAGGAAGGCCAAAAACCACAACAAUUGAGAAUAUAUUAAAGAAAAACGGAAAUGUCCAAGUUUCUAUUGAGCAGAUCAGUUAUAUUUAUCAAAAUCAAUUUAACUUUAACAUAUCUAUGAGAUCUUACAUGGGCAUCCCCCCAGUAGAUAUUUAUUUGGAUAGGAGUGCUUUAAGAGAAGGUUUAAUAAAGGAACUUAACGGCUCAGAUCGUAUGAAAUCUGGGUUAAGGAUUCAAGAUUCUGGUGUUGUGCCAGUUUGUACAGAUGUGGUUAUAGUCAAUCCAGAGACUAAGAAACCUUGUCAUGAAGGUGAAUAUGGUGAAAUAUGGUGUUGUUCUGAAGCAAAUGUUUCAGACUACUUUAUCUCUAGGGAUGCCAAUGAUAAAAGUUCAAAGGUCAAAUUAACUAGAGAUACUUUUGUAACUGAACAAUUUAAAAGUAAAAUGGAUGAAUCUAAUGACAAUGGCUUAACAUAUUUACGAACCGGCGAUCUCGGUUUUAUCAAACCUCUGAAAUGUUUGAAUAACGAUGGCGAGGAAAUUUCAUUCAACCUUUUAUACGUCCUUGGAAGUAUUGGAGAUAUUAUUGACAUUUUAGGUUUAACUCAUUUUGUUGGUGAUUUAGAAAGCACGGUAAAAGAGACAAACCCAAAUAUCGUGAAUUGUAUAAUUGCAAAAUGUGGUGGGUUACUAGUUUGCCUAGUUAAAUGUAAAGAAACUACAAAGCAAAUAUAUGCCAAUUUAACGGUAUUAAUAACUUCACAGCUGUUAUCAGAACAUGGGGUUAUUUUGGAUUUAUGUAGCUUCGUUGGUAAAAAUAAUAUCGCAAAAGAUAUUCCUGAGAAUUGGUCAUUGCAUCGCACGCAAGUUAUAGAAGCAUGGUUUGCUCAAACCUUAAACAUUGAAUCACAGUUUGGAAUCAACUACGGUGAAAACAUUUCACUUUACCUCUUAUCAGAUCUAGAAAGAAGUUAA